GAAGAGAGUGCUCGAGAAUUAAAUGAAAAAUAGCGAAAUUUUAGAUUAAACAUUGGCUCUGUUUUAAAGUACUAACAAUUUCUGACACAUUAUAUAAACCUAUAGGCUAGUUUACAUAAAAAUGAAGCUUCCUGUGAUAGAUUUCGCCAGUUGUGCGAUACGAAACAAAAAUAUAUCUACGAAAGACUUGAAGUCUGUUGGAGAAUCGAUUGUGAAAGCUUUUCACUCGGCCGGCUUCGUUUAUCUAAAAGAUACUGGUAUAUCAAAGAAUGAUGUGGAGAAAUUGAAUAAAACUGCGAAACAAUUUUUUGAUCUACCCAUGGAAAAAAAGAAGAAGUAUGACAUCAAUCAAGAGUGCUUUGGCUACAUCGGGAUCGGAGUAGAGAAAAAUUCGGCUUUAAGGCCCGCAGAUUAUAAAGAAGGUUUUGAUAUCCCUGGAUCUGCAUUUGUACCUGGACGAACAAUCUGGCCAGACAAAGAAGUUGCUGGAUAUUCUUAUGUUAUGAAGGAAUUUGGAGAUCAUUGUCGUUUCCUGUCAACUCGAAUAUUGGGAGCAAUAUCAUUGGGAUUGGGUCUCAAGGAUAAAGAAUACUUGAUGAAAUGUCAUUCUCGAAUGAACGAUGAAAGGAAUUUAACGACACUCAGAACACAUUACUACCCACGCAUACCCGAUAAGUGUUCGUUCGAACCAGGUCAAGUUCGUCUUGGCGAACAUACUGAUUUUGGAUCUUUUACUAUUUUGUUUCAAGAUAAAGUGGGCGGACUGCAGGUGAAAGCCAGCAAUGGAGAAUACGUGGAUGCCACUCCUAUACCAGGAACAGCAUUAGUAAACAUAGGAGAUGCUUUGCAGUUUUGGACACAAGGAAGACUCAAAUCAACGGAACACAGAAUACUGAUGCCCAAAACAGCCGAAGAAAACGUCGAGAGAAGAUCAAUUGCUUACUUUGUGCAAGCUAACAACGAUGUCUUGUUAUCUGAGCUACAAUAUGAAAACAAUGACAUUUUCUCGUCCAGAAAAGCGUCACAAGUCACCGAUGAACCUGUUACUGUUCUUCAGUAUUUGAAAAAGCAAUACAAAAGCAUUAACUUGCAGAGCCUGGAUCAUUACAGUGAAUAACAAUGCGAACACUAUCAGAUAAAAUGCCAAAGAGCCAAAAUUUUAGCAUUACGGUCAGCAUGAAAUUAAUUGUCAUGUUACAACAAGAAGGAUUAUAUUAACAAUAUAUAUAUAUACAGUCGAUUAGUUAGUAUGUUGUGUUGGAAGUUUUCUAUUGAUAGAACUAUGAAGUUUUUGAAUCACAAUUUUUAUAGUUAUUUUUUUUUUUCGAUAUUUCGUUUGCGAAUUUAUUUCUGAUUAAAAAAAAAUUGUCCAUAA
This is a messenger RNA of Styela clava, 1375 nucleotides long. NCBI's taxonomy places the organism in Eukaryota, Metazoa, Chordata, Ascidiacea, Stolidobranchia, Styelidae. The record is from RefSeq and is a predicted model, not a curated record.